Messenger RNA from Ustilago hordei, 1320 nucleotides. RefSeq names its product putative LYS20 - homocitrate synthase. Gene Ontology annotation, cellular component: mitochondrion. The record is from RefSeq and is a predicted model, not a curated record. The coding region runs from base 1 to 1320 and encodes 439 amino acids. Lineage: Eukaryota; Fungi; Basidiomycota; Ustilaginomycetes; Ustilaginales; Ustilaginaceae. Gene Ontology annotation, molecular function: homocitrate synthase activity. The transcript has a single exon.
AUGUGCGAUCACUCCGAGCCUUCUUCGGUUGAGCAGGUCAAUGGCAGUGCUCCCGACACCCACGUCGCUAUCGACACGUCCGCUCCUAAUACAAACGGCCAUCUCGCCAAGACGAGUGGUAAUGUUGGCGAGGUGCAACCCUUCAACACUCGUUACUCUGACUUCCUGAGCAACGUCUCCAACUUCAAGAUCAUCGAAUCGACGCUGCGUGAGGGCGAGCAGUUUGCCAACGCCUUCUUCGAUACGGAUACCAAGAUCAAGAUCGCCAAGGCUCUGGACAAGUUUGGCGUUGACUGCAUCGAGUUGACCUCGCCCGCUGCUUCGGAGCAGUCGCGCAAGGACUGCGAAGCUAUCUGCAAGCUUGGUCUGAAGGCCAAGGUUAUCACUCACAUUCGAUGCCAUAUGGACGAUGCUCGGAUUGCUGUCGAGACGGGUGUCGAUGGUGUCGAUGUCGUUAUGGGCACGUCCAAGUUCCUUCGUGAAUACUCUCACGGCAAGGAUAUGACUUACAUCACCAAGACUGCCAUCGAGGUGAUUCAGUUUGUCAAGAGCAAGGGCAUCGAGAUCCGAUUCUCGACGGAAGACUCUUUCCGAUCGGACUUGGUCGACUUGCUGAGCAUCUACCAGGCUGUCGACAAGGUUGGCGUCAACCGUGUGGGUAUUGCCGACACGGUCGGCGUUGCUAAUCCAAGACAGGUCUACGAUCUUGUCCGCACUCUCCGUGGAGUGGUUGCAUGCGAUAUCGAGUGUCAUUUCCACAACGACACCGGCUGCGCUAUCGCCAACGCAUACACUGCUCUCGAGGCCGGUGCUACGCACGUCGACACUUCCGUCCUCGGUAUCGGCGAACGAAACGGCAUCCCCUCGCUCGGCGGCUUCAUCGCUCGGAUGUACACGGCUGACCGAGACUACGUUAUGAGCAAGUACAACCUCAAAGCACUGCGUGAAGUGGAAAACCUGGUCGCCGAAGCAGUGCAGAUCCAAGUGCCGUUUAACAACUACGUCACCGGCUACUGCGCUUUCACACACAAGGCAGGCAUUCAUGCUAAAGCCAUCCUCGCCAACCCAUCGACAUACGAGAUCAUCCGUCCCGAAGACUUUGGCAUGAGUCGUUACGUUUCCAUCGGCCACCGUCUCACAGGUUGGAAUGCGGUCAAGUCGAGAUGCGAACAACUCGAGCUCGAUCUCACCGAGGAACAGGUCAAGCAGGUGACAGGCAAGAUCAAACAACUCGCAGAUGUUAGGGAGCAGACUAUGGAGGAUGUUGAUUCCAUCCUUCGAAACUAUGCUCGCGCUCUUGAGAAGGGUACUACUGGCUAA